UCAAACUUCAAUCCACUGCUCUCCUCUCGCUUUAUCUUUAUCGUCACUCUUUUAACUCCCGAUUCAAGGACAACAACGUUUCGACAUCAUCGUCAACUUUAAUAGUAAUUAAGUUUUGCAACAUUUGUGACGAUACAACGACAAAGAUAAGGUUUUAUCCGAUUUUCACCCAAAAGGAGGAAGGAGUGCAAGAUAUCCUUGAAUAUUUCUGACUCGGCGACGGAUCGAUCGACACUUGAAAGAUUGCCGUUUCUUCUCCUGCAUCUGAAGUGUUGUUGAUCUUUGACAACGAAGAGGAUACGACGACGCGCUGAAUAGGUUUUGGUUCUCGGAUUGAAAUUGAAUUAAGAAAGGCAGCCGGAUUCUCGAUUUCUCUCAAUGCUCAUUCAGCACUCUGAGCUAAUUAAUUCAUAAUUCAUAAUUCACGGUCACCUGCCUGCCUCACUUCUCCGCACCCAAUUUUCCAAUCUUCUCUCCUUCUUCCACUUCAAAGCAGAGGAAAAACUCUUUCAAGAGUAGAAUUGGAAUAAUCCAAGGAAAGAAGGAACGGAGAGCAGAGCAGCAAAGUUUUCAUUCUGCUGAGACGACACGACGUACAUAAUAACUUGAGAAAGAAAGAGAAAAGAACUUUCUUCUCUCUCCCAUCUCUUCCACCAAGGAAAAGAUCCCACACCACCACCACCACCAGCGUCAAUACCUACGAAAGAAGAAAGUAUAGACAGUGUUGCUAUUAUACAGACAGACCGGGUGGCAUCACGAGAGGAAAAGAGAGAUAGUGGAAUUUAUUUUUGAGAAGACCAAGAAACGGGUCUGCCGAAGUAAAGUCACGUCGUCUUUCUUUCCCCAACCAACAACUAUCUGGCCAACAAACUGCUUUCCCCCAUCAGACUGCUCAUGCUCCAGUCAGUCGAACUCUCUUCUCAACCUCGAACUCGUCGAGGCUUCCUUUUCGUUGUUAUUACACCAAGCUAACCAGUUCUGUAAAAGAAGUAGGAUCGACUAGUUGUUGUUGGAAUACUGCUCCGCUACACGCUCCUCGCCUAUCUCUCUCUCCUCUGUAAAACUGCAUUUCAUUGCUACAUAUUGCAUUCAGCCGUCACACACACACACAGCUCCGUUCUCCGUUAUAUACGCAAGUUAAACUCAUAAUCCAGCAGAAGAAUUCGAUUCAUUCGAUUUAGUUUGUGCUUGCAUAGAAGAUAGUUUUUCCAAGUCUUCUCUAUCUUCUCGAGUUUUUGUAUCAACAAAUCCCUUUGCAAACAGUAAUGUGUUUGCUCACCAAUUGUCAGGACCACCUACCAAAGCUGUCGGAAUCUCAUUUUCGUUCCGAGUAAUGUGAAAGUUUUGAUAAAAGAGACAAAAGAACCAUUAUCACUAAAAGAAGAAGACGUAACUGAGAAAAACAAAUCUACACCCGACGUUUCUUGACCGAAUCUCAGUUUCCUCAAUUAUACAUGCAUACAAGCACCGAAUAAUAAUAAUAACAGUUUACAUACAUCCAACAAGUUGUAUUACAACGAGAGAAAUUCAUCAGCUGUGAUAAUAAAAAAAGUGUGUGUGCUUUUGAAAUACACAAAGUGGGAAAGAAAAGUUUUUAAAAAGAGAGGUGACAUUGUUGUUUGAGUCAUCAUUAUUGUAAUCACCGGGAUAAAGAAAAACUUGUUGUUGGACAGAUCAGGAUGAAUAUGAACAACAUGGCGAUGGUCAAUGUGAAUAACUUGCUUAACAUAAAGGACUCCCGUUGGCUUCAGUUGGAAGUUUGCAGAGAAUUCCAGAGAAAUAAGUGUACCCGACCAGACACUGAAUGCAAAUUCGCACAUCCCCCACCCAACGUGGAAGUGCAGAAUGGAAGAGUAACCGCAUGCUACGACAGCAUCAAGGGUCGAUGCAACCGAGAAAAGCCACCAUGCAAAUACUUCCAUCCUCCCCUUCACCUGAAAGACCAAUUAUUGAUCAAUGGUCGCAAUCACCUCGCCCUGAAAAAUGCACUGAUGCAGCAAAUGGGUUUGGCCCCAGGUCAGGCCGUCGUCCCUGGACAAGUUCCUCCCGUUCAGGCAGCCAACCCAUAUCUUGGCGUGACUGGACAAGGAUACAAUCCAUACUUCGCCACAGGCCCUCUGGUCCCUCUGGUGACGUCUGACCCAUCGGGAGGAGUUUCCCCUCUCGGCGUUCCACAACAGACCGUUCUCCAACAGAAAGUUUCACGUGGCGACAGACUGGAUGUAAGUCAAAGUCUUUGGGCCAACAAUAAUAUCCAUUAUGGAUAUUGUAUCGAAGAGAGCUACCCUGGUAUGGUUACCUACAAGCGUCCUGCGGACAAGAGUGGUGUGUAUCAACCGGCCAACAACCCCUCAGCAGCCGCAUACCAACAGUUGAUGCAGUUGCAACAGCCAUUCGUGCCUGUUUCUUCCACUGUCCCGCAAGCAGCAGUGUCUGCCGCAUCAGCCAUCACUUCGGGAGGAGUCCCCAUUUCCUCCAGCACUCAAGAUCAGCAACAAACUAACGGUACGCUGGACUCUAAUGCUUUGGGAAAUGACGUAAAGCGUGAACGUAUGCCCGACUCUUCAGAUGAAAAUAACGACGUUGAUGGGAAUAAUUUAGGGGGAGGAGUCAAUAAUUCCAACAACGAGGUUGACGAAGAUGUUAAAGAAUCUUCUGUCAAACGAAUGCGUACUGCAAAUAACGCCGCAGGGAAUGGUCUCAGUCCCGCUGUCGGAGGUGCUCUGUCAAACAAUGCUGCUGUAAUUGCACAGAACAAUUCGGCUUACGCCGCUGCCGCGCAGAGUUACCAUAAUGCACUGGCAGCCAUUAAUUACACUGGGGCCCCGUUGGCAUUGCAAGCUAAUAAAAAUCCUCAACCUCCCCCUAAUCCUGCAAGUUACCCUGGUGCAAAUCCAUUACAAGGUUCUAUUCAGGCUGGGGGCAUACCCCAACAGCAGCAACAGUUUUUGGCUCAGUAUCAGGCAAUGUUAACCGCUUUCGCCACAAACCCUGCCGCUCUCCAAGGUCAGUUUAACGCACAAGCUGCAGCAAAUGCAGCCGUAGGUCAGCAACAGCAGCAGCAACAACAACAGAGUUUUCAACAGAGUAUUGCAGCAUCUCAGGGACAACUUAACCCAGCUUUUGCUGCUGUAGCUGCCAUGAAUCCAUUGUUAGCCGCGUCCUUCCCCCAACUGGCUGCCCAACAGAGGGCAAAUAUGAUGGCAAGUCAUCAACAGGGAGGCGCGGCUGCUGCUGCACUACAGAGUGCGCAGCUUAAUCAGUUAGCCGCUGCAGGAAUCCCCACUUCCAAUCUUCAGUUUAAUCACUUGAUGGGGAUGCAGUUUGCGAAUCAGGCCGCUGCAGCUGCGGGGGGACUUCCCCUUCAGCAAAAUCAGCAAGCUCUUUUAGCUGCGUAUGGUCAGAUUGGAAGGGGUCCCAUGCCAGUGGUGACUGGCGCUCAGACGAUGGGGUCGCAACAACUUUUUAAUCCUGCAGCGGCCGCGGCCGCAGCUUUGGCGAGUAAUGGGGGGUUGCAGGGAGGCGUUAAGAGAAUGAGACCCACCUAGAAAUUCAAGUUAGAAAGGUUAAAAGAACGUUACAAAAAAGGACUGUAAUAUUUUUGACGUUGAAAUGAGUACAUACAUAGAAAAUUAUUGGUAGCAGACAGAAUAGUGUAUAGAAAGUGAAAGUACUACUAUAUAUGAGUAAAUGACUAUAAAGCGUCGGUCUAAUAAGCUUAGGAUAGGAUAAGGUCAGAUUAUUAUCAUUAGUUUCAGUAAGUGUUAAAAUAACCGUGUUUUAUGCGCGCUAAUUUUGUUGCUAAUAAGCUGUAUGCUUUUCAUUUCAAGCUAUUUACAUAGUUUGCAUACUGCAGUAGUAACGAAGCGUUGAGUGGUUGGCAAAAAUAGUUUGCCUAAAAUAUCUUUCUAUUAUAUAAUUUAGGAUUAUGAAAUUAAAAAUACAAGGUUAAAUAUCGUUAAACAAGACUGGCUAUUUGGGUUAGGCAGAUUUUCAAAAUUAUUAAAAGUACUCUUGUUGGUCUUGUUUUUGACGCAAAAUAAUUGUAGUUUGUGACCCUUGUAUUUCAAUUUAGUAGAUUAUACUUUUGUUUUUGCUUUGUUUAUAGUUUAAUGAUUAUUGUAUUGUAUUCCUACCUACACUAAUUAAUCCAUUUAUCCUUCACCUACCACAAUUGACAAAACUCUGGCUAAAAUUAUUUACAUGCGUAGUAAUUGUAUGUAUGUAUGAGAAGAUGACGAAAUUCUGCUUAGCUCUAUCUCUGUAUAAGAAAAAAAAUCUUGACUGUAAAUACACAUUCCAAUUAUUCCAGUUUUAUUGUUCCAUCUUAAUUGUUGUAGUUUACAUAAGUAGCUUGUUAAAUAUGUUAUCUAUCUGUUUUGGUGUUUACUGCUUACAUAAUACUUACUAUUAAUAAAUGAUAGUGCUAAAUCUCAAUUAAACUUGAUGCUUUAUGCAGUUUAAUGGGAACGCAGUUAUUAUGCAGUGGUCUUGUCUUUGUGGUUUUUGGUAAUGUGCAUUUAUUACCCCGUCAUUAUUAUUAUUAUGCUUUAUCACUUGAUUGCAUCCUUUUGGCUAUUAAUAAAAAGUAAUUGGCUGGCAUGUUCUGAGAGAAGAGCAACAUAAAUAUUUUGCAUUCAAAGGACGGAUUUAUUUUAUUUGGCUGACUUGCUUCUCACGCUCUGAUCUGAUCAACGUUUGGGCCGGAUUGUGAACAUGAGAGGACCGUUCUUGUAUCCAAUGAAGUGACGACGACGUAUAUCUAUUUGUAAGGACAACGAUGACCAUAUCUUCUGGUUUGAUAUUGACCACCACCACCUAUUAAAAACAUCUAUGGAAUGAUGCCCCCUCAUUGCUAUCUAUCAACACCAUUUACAUUUAUUCCUUACAGCUUCAUUCUCAUCUCGGCUAAAUUGCUUUAUACUCGAUAAAUAUAAAGCUGUCUGCUUUUAUGAUUGUUUUUUUUACAAGAUCUUACUCAGGCGAGAAAAGGUUUGAGUUUAGCCAGAAUAUGUAACAUCAUCAGACAAGGGUAGGAAAGAAAAAGUGAUAGGACAAAACAUAUAAGACUUCUAACUGGGUAUAGAAAGUUGAUAAGUAAGGAAAAAGAACAUGGUAAUGCGAUAAUGCACCACAUCCACCUCCUCCUAAAUAAAAUAUCCGAAAUUCACUCCUUCCAUUUCCACAUAUGCAAAAAAGAAUAACGUAAUAAUAAAAACAUGCUUUGAUGUUGGCAAAAAUAUCUUUUUUGCAUUAUAUAAUCUCCGCUUUAUUCCCCCUCUUCCCUCCCUCCUUGUGUGUAAUCAAAACAAAACGGCCACAAGGCAGCCUCUGACGACUACUAAACUGACUGCUUUGAGAAUUUAUAAAACCAAAAUAUUUGUGUAUGUAUAAACAAAAACCUGUAAACGAAUGUGUUAAGAUAUGAAAUUUUUUGAAAUUCUGCUGCAAUGCCACCACACCAAUAAGCCUCCGCCACUGCAAGUAAUUUGUAUUGUGCAAAAGUUAUUAUAUUGUUCUUCAAUCUGACUUGACCCUCCUGUAAAGCUUGAUUUUUUAGCACUUUUCUCUAAAAUAAUUGUGAUAGCGUUAUUAUUACCUAUAUAUUUAAUAACAUUUAACCAACUUUUUGGCAUACUUUAUAAAAAAAUACUACUAAAAGCCAGCAUAAUAUAACUGUCAAAGUUUUUUGUAGAGUUAUGUAUAAGCUAUUUUAGACUGUCAAGUUAUUUUGUGUUUGGAUUUUUGACUUUAUGUUGUUAUCUAAGCAUUUUAUGAUUAUCGUCUUGCAUAGCUUUUUAUAUAAAUAUGAUACGUAUUUAGUACACAUGAGACUGUAUGCCAACUCUCGUACAUAUGACACGUAUAUGUAUAUUCACAUAUGCAUAUAUUGUCGCUGACUGAUUUAAAAUGGAAAUCAGUUUUAAUUUGACACUGGAAAUUUUUGCACUAAUUGUUAUCGUUAUUGGGUGUCUGCCUGACAGCGAGGGCUAAAUGCAGCACCCAUUUUUUGCCGACUUGAAUCUCUCUCUCGUUCCUGAUUCGUACUAUAUAAAAAACCAUGCUAUGCAAGAUGACAAAUUCAAAUAUUUAUACAACAUACGACUACUAAGCUACAUAAAGAUAUGGAUAAUAUGUAACUUUUUUAGGGUUAUAGAAUUUCCUCCUAUAGCUUAUUUUACUGGAAGAUUUGCUUGACUUGUAUUUGGAAAUUUGUAUUUACAGCCUUAUGCUUUUACAAUGCUGAUUAAUUACUAUAUAGCUUGUUUAGACUUUUGACGUGUACGGUACGGACGGAUGAUCUGUCUGUACGAUUUUAUGCUGUCUUUUACUACUAAAAAAUCACAUUUUAUUUUUAAUUUUAAGUUUUGUUUUUUGUGUGUUCUUGUUAUAUGCUAAAUAUUUACAUAAAUACGAGGACAGAGACAGAAUUUUUAGAAUUUUAUUUGUCGUAGGUUUUAAAAAAUGACGAAAGAUUUUAACAAUUCCAGAACGUAGUGUAAAGAAUAAUGGAGCUGAACUACUCCUCUUUUAGAGAUCAAUGGUCGUAAUUAGAAAUAUUUUUAAAAACAGUGACGAGAUUUGUGUAGUAUACUGUGAAACGUAGUGGGUUUUUAGAGAAAAGUUUAAGAAUUUUAUUAUGAUUAUUCCAACAAAAUAUGAGUGUUGUUGUUGUAAGAGUUACAGUUAUGAUUUUAAAUGUGUACUGAGAUUUUAGUGUUAAGCUAUAAGAGAGCAUGUAUAUAAAAAGUAAAUUUUAACAAGUUGAUUGAA
Molecule: messenger RNA, 6774 nt
Organism: Folsomia candida
Lineage: Eukaryota; Metazoa; Arthropoda; Collembola; Entomobryomorpha; Isotomidae
Product: polyglutamine-repeat protein pqn-41
Exons: 9
Coding region: 1680-3548 (622 amino acids)
Molecular function (GO): metal ion binding
Source: RefSeq, a predicted model, not a curated record